GUCCCCUUUCCGUCUGCCAUUUGUCACAUUUUAUGGAAUAAAAUCAGUCAGUGUCAGGCUGCAGUAAUUUUUCUGAUUCGAAAAUUGUGAGUAAAUAACUUAACAACUUACUUUGCCACAUUUUCUUUACACAGAGCAAUGAUUUAUAUUCACGUAAUACUUGCACUCUCAAUAACCAUUGGAAUUUUUCUCAAUAACAUUUUGCUUUUCAAUUUUACACUUGACUUUGUCGACUUAGACUUAGACUAACUUUACUUUAGGGCCUACUUGCUAAAUUCAUAAUUGUAGGCCUAAUUUUCAUUAUUGAUAAUUAUUUAAUAUUAAUAUUGUACCAAGUGUGAGUGACUAAGAUAAUGAAAAAGAAAUGUAAGUCAAAGUCACAGUAGUCAGUAGUAAGUGAAGGCCGGUAAUCUACCACUUGAGCGGCCAAGAAAAAAUCGAGCUGUUCCUGUUUGAAUUUGAAGAGCUAUUUAAAAAACUAUUAUUAUAUUAUUUUUAAUGACAUUGGUUGUACGUAUUCAUUCCCAUAAUAAUAGACAAUUUUUUUAAAUUAGAAAAACUAUAAAAAAAAUUUUGAAAUAGAAGAUAAUGUGUGAAAAUGGAAUUAUGCAUAGUUAUCCCCCAAGUAGACAAUGAAGUUUAAAAAAAUAUAAUUUCCACGAAAACGGUUGUGGUACAUGAAUCCACGUAAAUAUGAAGGGGAAAGAUCACUCAAACUGUCUUUUCAGUUUACGCUUUCUGAGCAUUCACGUUCUCCACAUUCUGUGUGUGGACAUCCGCGUUAGCUAGGUUAAAAAAAAAGUAAUUGUAGUCUCUCUUUCUUCCUGGCAUAUCGGUAGCUUGGCAGCAAUAAUUAUUUAAAUGUAUUAGUAUUGUGCUAUAUAACUUUAUAGCCUCUAUGCAGAAGCAAAUAUAUUAACAGACUCCAAUGUAAGUAUAGUUGUUUAAAUAGCCCUUCCAAACGGAACAACUGGAUUUUUUCUUGGCCCACGCUGAAGUGGUAGAUUACCUGAAGGCCUACUUACUUAGUUACUGAGUGCCCAGCAGAGGUGGCCAACUUAAACUCCAAAGGCUUUUGGCAAAGGAAGGCAAAGGGCUUCAAAAGCCAAUUUGAUCAGAAAUCAGAAGUCCACUGUUACUGUUAAUUGUUCUGUUCACUGGCAACAUCUACUUAAUUAAUUAAAAAUUAUAAAAUAAACACUAACACAAUAAAUGCACAACGUACAUAAAUAUGUGUUUAUUCCUAAUGAAUUGACACAGUCACACAUCAUUCAUACUUAUCAGAACAGAUCUGAUAACACAUCCAUUCCUACAUGUACCACUGAAAUAAAUAAAAUUCCAUAGAUUUAAUUGAGUAUAACUAUAACUCUUUAAUAUUUGUGUAUACUAUAAAAUUUAUUAGAGUGUAUUAUAAUGGCUUAUAUCAUUAUUGUGCCGGUACAGUGCCUUUGAGUUUGAGUGAAGUGCAGUGGGGAGGAGCAUAAAUCGAGGUGCACCAACUAAAGGCCCACAAGCAAAAUUGUGGGCAGUGGGGUCAGUGAGCUUGAAAAUAUUUAGACCUAGUAUUUUUUUUAUCCCCAACAAAAUCGUAUUAUAAUUUUAAAUAACGCAAUAAUAUUUUUGUUAUUUUAAAUUGAACUGUAAUACAAAGCAACCAAGGCGUAUGUUUACCUUUCAAAACAGAAAUCUCUUUUGGGCUGUCCAUAAAGUACAUCACGAUCCAGAAGUGGAGUGGGAUCUAAGAAAAUUUGACAGUUUGUGACGGGGGUUUAAGAUCACACAUUUUAAUUAUUUGUUCAUACACAGAAACUUGAAAUUGACAAUGAUUUUAAACUUUUUGAUGUAUGUAUUCUGACUGAAGAUAUCUUUUUUAUAAAUUUAAUUUAAUAGUUAAGUGUGCUUAAGUUUAAAUUUGCAUUAUUUGUUAAUUUUUUAACAAUAUUUAUUUUGAAAGUGUGACAUACUUUGGGGGGUGUGUAAAAAAAAGUAUAAAAAAAUUGAGGAAAAUACUUUAUGGAAUGCAUUUUAUAACAAGGUAGCUUUGCUUUUCUAUAAAAUUAAGCAGGUAAUGAUCAUUGUGUCCUUGCUCCCUUACUCACCCAAACCCUAGGCCUUCUGUUCAAAACUAUUGUUACCCCAACCUUUAUAUUAACUUUGCUUUUGUGUGUGUGUUUUUACUGGGUGAGAAAAUCUUCGGACUGCUAAUUGAUUCAUUUCCCUUCAGCCUAUUGAGCUGAAACUUGGCACAUAGACUCGUUGCUGAUAACAACACAUGCUUUCAAAUUUUCAGGCCCACCUCCCAACCCCCAAAAAUCAAUUUUUCCUGUUUUUUAAAUAGGAAGAUGAAGGACAUAUGAUGUUGUUGAUUUUACGAAAUCAAAUUCCUGAUAACUGUGCUAAAUGAGAUUCUUACAACAAAAACAACAAAAACCCAAGUUUUUUAUAUUUUGCCACCUCAGAUUUUGACAAUAUUUUAUAUUACCUUGUGACUGUUGCAAAUAAUCUUUUAAUAAGUUCCUUUUUGUUUUUCCUAUUUUUGCUUUGGAUAGAUUUAAAUAAUACCUGUAAUACCAGAUAAGCUUUAAAAUGUGUGUGUAAUUACCAUUUCUCGCUGGACUGGAUUUCUUUAAGUCUUGUUCCAGUUAAACCAAUGCAUCUACUUUAAAUACAUUUCUUAUUUAAGGUAUAACUACCACGUUUUGUUGAUUGGGAAAAAUGGUUUAAUUUUGUAGUAGAAACAAGAAAAGGGUUUCAUAAUUAAUUUUAUUGAUGGCUCAGGCAUAAAAUAAACGUUUACACUAUUUUUCUAAUAAAUAUUUAAAAGACUUUAUAAUGUAAAUAAAAAAAAACUGACACAGACAACUGGGAGCCAAAACAACUGGUUAAUAUCCUGCAUUUUUAUCAUAAGGGCUCUGAGAUUAAAGGAAACCAAAAUAAUUGAACAAUUUUACCAUUAUUUUUUUUUAUUCAGAUCCACUUCAAUUAAAUAUGCUGAAAAGAAGUAAGAAAAGAGUAGGCUGGCUAAACAAAACAAACUGACAAAAACUACUGUGUUAGUCAUCAAAGGGUGGCAUAUGACAAGUUGUUGUCUUUUGUUGACAAGAUUUAUCAAUGAAGUGUUAUUAAAGUAGGAAAUGAGAAAACAACAUUACUGUUUUAGUAACAAUAACAAAUAAAAAUAAAGGAUUUGUAUAAACACAACCAGGUCAUGGGAACCUACAUUUCCACUAGAAUCUCUUCAGUUUGUACUAUGUGUAGAGUAAUGAAAAACUAAAUUCAGGUAUGCCUCAAAAUAAAUUCCUGCAUUUUAAAUUUAUCAAAAUCCAUCAGACAUCUGCACCCACAUUGGACGCCCUCGAUUUCUGAUCCUCCCACCCCAAAUCAAAAUCAAAGUGACUUUAUUUAAACAAAAAUGCCUACAUAAAUUUCCCCUGAGGCGAUACAAUACCUAGCUUGUUUAUAUUACAUAUCAUUUAUUGAUAAAACAAGGGGGCCUCAUUUUCAGGCUUUGCCCCUGUUGCAGCUUUUCCUUUGCGGUUGCAGCUUUUCCUUUGCACUGUCUUGGGUGGCAGAAUAGUUGUGACCUUUUCUUCAGAAAAAAUACAAAAACGGAUCUGAGCUGAUUUUAACUUUGGAAAUGUAACUAAAAUAAAUUCUUUAUGGCUCCCUAAACUCCUUAGUUGUUACAUUAAAAGGGAAUGUUCAGCACUGGGUCGUCCAAAAGCUAUUAAGCCUACAUUUUAGAAUAAAUAUGUUUAACAUUGUUUAAUUAAAUGAAAGAAGAAAGCUUGGCUAAUUAAAUUAAAAUUAUACAAAUUCAAAAUUUGUUGCUGUAUUGCAUCAUCAGUGAUUCUCUCCGCCUCCCCCCAUCCCGAGAAGCACACGUUUCAGCUCAGAUAACAGUUUAAAUGUUUUUCAUCAACUAUAAACUUGCUAUUUUUAAAACAAAAUGGGCAGUCGUGACCAAUCCCGACUUUAGCCCCCUCCCUAAAAUAGCUACGAUGUAUACAGUAUGUGGCAGGAAGCUCAUUAUCAUUAUCACAAAAACCAAUCCAGCAUAGGCCAUAGCUGGAACUGGAAACAUAGUUUUGUCUACUACAGGGGUUCUUACACCGCACCUCAUUUGAUUUUAAACAUACCCUCACCCCUACCCUCAGAUUAUAAGUAUUGUAAUAAAUUUGAUAUACAUGUGAAUGAAAAUAAUUCACUUGUGGGAAGUUAUGAUAUUGUUCCUUCUUUAAUUAGUCAUUAGAACACACAGAAAUGCACCAGUACACAGGGCCGUCUUAAGAACAUAGGGGGCUCUGUGCACAGCAAUGCACUGGGGCCCCAGCAACACAACACUCCAGGGUCGUUAAAAGGGGGGGGGGGGGCGAAGUGAGGCACUCGCCCCAUGCCCAAACAGUAGGGGGGGGUGUCGCAAACAGUUGUUGCCCCCAAGCCCCAGCAACACAACACUCCAGGGUCGUUAAAAGGGGGGGGGGGGCGAAGUGAGGCACUCGCCCCAUGCUCAAACAGUAGGGGUGGGUGUCGCAAACAGUUGUUGCUCCCAACUCAACUCACCCAGAGGAAUAACAUUGUAAAAUAAGAAUAAACCUUCACUAAAGUUCAAAAUAGGUUAAUUCAACUUAUUUAUACACAAAAUUAUGCGAUAAUGGUUUUAAAACAUCAGAAAUACAUUAUAAUUCAUCCCAAAUGAUGAUAAAUUAUCAGGUUCUCCAUUUUAUUACUUAGUUUUUCUGCCUCAUCACGCCUCGUUUUUUCUUUUCCUGAUCAGUGUCAGCUAAUACAGAGUCUAGAACACCUUGUAUUUUUUUUUUAAGCGUUGACGGCAUCAAAAUGUGCCGACCAUCUUGUGUCAGACAGAUGCUUUACGACAACGAGAGAUUUUUCUAAGGAAGAUACCAGAACAUUCCAUCGAUGGGUGAAAGCUGAGAAAAGGGUAUAUAGGCGCUGAACAAAGUCAAAGAAUUUCCCAACUUGUAGACAACACUCUGCUGCUUUUAAGCCCACUAAGUUCAGGCUGUGUCCAGCACAAGGGAUAUACACGGCAAACUCGUGCUUGCAAUCCAGAGUAGCGUCCAAACAUAUAAAUUUUAAGCUUUUUCAUACGAUUGACCACGGAAAAUUUCGUUUUCAUUCAGGAAAUCCAAAACAUUGUCUGCUAGAUCCUUUGAUACACAACAGUGUUUGUUAGAUCAUUUGCUCCAUGGGAAAGUAUGAAAAUUAACUUGAUAAAAUGUUCCACAGACUUAAAUCCUCGAAUGUACCGGACCGUAAAUGUCAGUUGAUCAAUGUGUGAAAUGUCUGAAGUGGAAUCAUAACUUAUUGAAUAAUACUUUGACUCUUUAAUUUCUUCCAGAAUAACACAAAGGACAUGUUGCCCCAUUAGAUCAAUACAUUUUUCUCAAAAAUUUGCCGACAGAUAUGAUGUUACCCUUUCCAGCAUUUCCAUACAGUUUGAGAUACUCUUCCAAAAAAUGGUUAAAUUCACUCAACAGCUCUAAAAUACCUAAACAAUUUCCAUUGUUUACUGACCCAAUAGUUUGAUCCAAACCUCUGGAGGCAAGAGGGCGAACAACAUAGACCCCCACGAGCCAGAACUUUAUGCCAGUACUUCUGUUUUGACCAAUGAUCUUUGAUUAAUAAAGGACCUAAAUCUAGCUUCUUUCAGUCAAAGAAAAUAUGCAGUCAUGUCCUUGCGAUGCACUUCUCCAUUUUCAUGUUCUACAGUUAGAUUGUUAAGUUUCCAGUACAUAAAUCCUGACAUAGCAAAGGGAAAUACUUUUUGGACAAUAGACUACACGCAAAACAAUACACCCUUGGUAUGGUGAAUAGAGAAGCCAUUCAAGUUUUACAUACUCGCCAUUCUGCAGUUCACGUUUGAACAUAUUUCUUGAUAAAUACCUUGUCUUAGUUCUUUCUUCUCCAGCUCUGCCUGAGUUUGAAAGGUUGCAGUCAUGAUUCUGACACAAUGAUAUCCCACCGCGACUUCAGUACUCAACUGUACAAGUGUUCAUAAUAUUCCAAAGCCCGGGAUCUGUGUGGUGAAUCUCACACUCUCGUUUUCUGACACAGCUUUGUCUGUUCAGACUGACACGUGCCCCGCUAAAAACGAACAUUUUGAAAUGAUCAAUAGAAAUGGUGCCAUUAAUAGAAUCGAUCUCUGUGUUUGAGCUACCCGGUAUGUAAGAUGAAAAUGACGUUGAGCUUUAAACAGUGAGUACAAAUUAUGUCUUAAAUAGAGACCGACCAAAUUUCGGCUUUGGUUUUGGCGCCGAAAUUGGCCAUUUUAUCACUUUCAGCCAAGUUUCGGUUUUGGCCGAAACUGAUAGGUUAACUUUCGGCUUAAUUUGGUUUCGGCCGAAAGAGAAAAGUUAACUUUCGGUUUUUCUUCGGUUUCGGCGGAAAUGACUUAGACUUUCGGCCAUCCGGCCGAAAGUGACUCAGGUUUUCGGUCAUCUAAUGCUCAGCGAAAGCGAUAUUUAACAACAAACUAAGCGACAUAUAAGAACAAAUUAAGCGAUCAUUGAGAACAAACUAAACAAUAUUUAACAAAAAAACUAAGCGACAUUUAAGAACAAACUAAACGAUCUUUAAAACAAACUAAGCGCUCUUUAAGAACAACCUAAGCGAUCUUUAAUAACAAACUAAAUGAUCUUAAAGAACAAACUAAACGAUUUUUAAGACCGAACUAAAUUAUCUUUAAGAACAAAACAAAUGAUCUUUAAUAGUAAACUAAAUGAUUUAUAAUAAUAAACUAAGCGAUCUUUAACAGGAAACUAAAUGCUUUUUAGGAACAAAAUAAAAGAUCUUUAAGAACAAACUAAUCGAUCUUAAGGAAAAAAAUCAAUUAUCUUUAAGAACAAAUUAAGGGAUCUUUAUGAAAAAACUAAGCGAUCUUUAACAACAAACUAAACAAUCUUUAAGAACAAAUAAAGCGAUCAUUAACAAAAAUUGGACUAUCUUUAAGAAAAAACCAAGCGAUCUUUAUGAACAAACUAAAGGAUCUUUAACAACAAACCAUGUGAUCUUUAUGAACAAACUAACCGAUCUAUAGGGAAGAAAAACUGGGCGAUCUUUAACAAAAAACUAAGCAAUCUUUAAGAACAAACUCACCGAUCUUUAAGAACAAACUAACUGAUCAAUAACAAGCAACUAACGUUCUUUAACAACAAACUAAACCAUCUUUAAAAAAAACAUAAAGCGACCUUUCAGAACAAAUUAAGCGAUCUUUUAGAACCAUAACAGAACAACAAUUUUUAGAGACCCGGUUUAAAAAAAUAAUAUUUUGCAUUAAUUUAUUCCCCCCUUCCAUUUUUGCCAAAUUUUCUCCUACCAUACUAAUUUUAAAAAAAUAGUAAAGCAAUUUAAAAUACUUUUAUAUUAAAAUGGUAAAAUCCAAAGUAUUCAUUAGAUCAAGGAUCUCAAACUCAAAUCAUCAGGGGGCCCGCAGGAGGUAGUGUCUGAAUGAGAGUGGGCCGCAUCAAGUAAUCCACAAAAAAGCGAUUACAACUGUUACAAUCUGCUCAACCUUUAUAAAUAACAAUAAAAUCAUUAAGGGUUCUCAAGAACUAGGAUUCACUUUCAUCCACCUACUCACUGUUGCAUACAAAAAUAUAUAAAAACAUUUUUUUUAAAAAUCAGAAUUAGACUAGUCGAUGAGAUUCGACUGAAACCGUCGCGGAGAGUCACGCUAUAGAUAUGAGAAUGGAGGAAACAGGCCGGCGCAUUAAUACUAAACUUUUCUGUCAUGUAGCGGGCCGCAAAAUAUCGCGGGCCACGAGUUUGAGACCCCUAUAUUAGAUGUUUAUUUAUUAAUAUUCACGAUUAUCUCAUUUUUUAUAAAAAGAAUGUAAAUAUUUUUACUUUCCCACAUCAUUUUCGAUGAAUGCAGAAUGUAUGCGGGAAAGAAUUUCAAAAUAUCUUAAUAUUUCGGCUUCGGCCGAAAUUCAUUUUUAACUUUCGGCCUUUUUUCGGUUUUGGCCGAAAGUCAUUUUUAAACUUUCUGCAUUUUUUCGGUUUCAGCUGAAGGUCAUUUUAAACUUUCGGUCUAUUUUCGGCUUUGGCCGAAAUCAGAAAAUCACUUUCGGUCGGUCUUUAGUCUGAAUGCCUAUAUAUUACUGCCUACAGCUCAGACAUACGGUGACUGUUGGGUUCUAUUUAUCAUCUAAAUAUGUUUUUCAGACACAGAAUACAAAAUAUUUUUCUGUAGAAAAAAUAUAAAGUUAUUUGUUUUUGUUUUUUUAAAAAUAAGGUUACUUUUAAAAAGAAUUAUUCAUUGGUGACCUACAAAUUCAUGAUAUAAUGCUAAUUAAAUUCAGUAGUACUUUAACUGGUGCUAGGAUAGAUUUGAAGCAGAGACGUAUCUAGGGUUCAUACCGCCCCCCCCCCCCCCCCCGGGGCCAACAUCUUUGUCUAACAUGAUUGUAAACAAAUACUCUAAAUUUAUUUUUUUCCAUUCAUAUCAGGGAGAAGUAAAACUUGUGGAAUAGAGUUAUUCCCCUUUUAAAGUUUAUAAAGUAUCCAACUUAUGAUUCGCAUUUAUAAUAUUAAUUUUGGAAGUGCCAAUAAAAUAAUAAAAUCGUGGGUUAAAAUUGGGAGACGUGCUUGUCCACUGAUUUUUAAAUCAAAUUUAAUUACCAAAACUUUUCAAUAUUCAUUAACAAUAUUUACAACAUGAAGCCUUUAAAAGAGUGAGUCUCCUUGAAGCAAGGGCCCCCCUAUAAGCGCGGGGCCCUGGGCAAGUGCCCACUGUGCCCAUGCCUUAAAACGGCACUGCCAGUAAAUAAUGCUCAAACAAAAUUCAACACACAAAAAAAAAAAAAAGUUGCUACCGGUACUAUUAAAAAAUAUGAAAAUUAACCUGAUUUUCCGGGUCUUCCCUCACUUUCUAACCCACAAAUGGAAAGCUUCUCCCAGUGUUGUUGCCCCCACCGCAUCAAAAAGCCAAACAGAAAUAACAAGCUGAUUUAUUUCACACGGAACCUACCCAAAAGCAGACGUGAACAUUUUUACUGUAUUUAUCUAUUCAUUGUGCCUGGUGCUGUGGAAUUUCGAACUUAUAUCCUCUUGCUUCUAUAUUGGAACUUUCUUGUACGGUUUUAAAUUAAAUGUGUGCGUGUGUGUGUGGAGAAAAAAAGGGGGGUGGGGUGGGGUUCAGUUAGUUUGCACGCGCUCGUCUUGUACAAACACAGACUUUAGCCUCAGUGUCAGCGGGCUAUAGGCAGUUGUAACCUUUAAAAAACAAAAUGUUUCUACAUUGACUGGAAGAAAGUUAAACGCCAAGGUCAAGUUGUAAUAUUCAUCAAACUCGAAUCAGUUUCAGUUUGUAGUCGUGUCAACACUGAACAUGUAGGCUAUCUCUUACUUGCAGGGAGGUCAAAGGCACAAACAUUUAGUUGUGGAUCGACGGUAUCGUAUUUAUUUCAGUCUUGACAUUUCCUCCCGGUGGAUCGUGCUACGUUUGAAAGAAGUUUCACCUGUUGCUGUAGUAUCCAUUGAACAUGAGUUCAAUGUAAAGUACAAUUUUUGCAUUUUUAAUAAAUAGUGUGGAGCAUUCAUUCCUCUGCUGUUUGGACUUAUAAUUUAACAUGUGACUUGCUUUUCUAUCAAUGUUUAUUCCGGUGGCUGGGACUAGGUUGUGCAACACAUCAAAGCAGAAUUCAGUGGUAAAACAAUAGAAAUUAUCUGUCAUAAGAAAAGUGUGCACGUUUGUUUGCUCAGACCAAUUGUCGGCAAAACGCGGGUCGCGAGCCACAUGCGGCUCUUUAGCGACCUGAGGGCGGCGCGGCCAGCCGGCCUACAAAUCGGUUUUGACUCCGAAAAACAUGGUUCUUGACAGGUUCUUGAAAAGAAAUGUGGCUCUAAAAUUUUUUUAAAAUCGUCCUGCUUCUGAUUUUUUAAAUGAGUAAAACAGAGUAGGGUUACAAUUGAAAAAAGAAAUGCAACAAAACAACGAACGUGUCAGCAGAAAGCCUUCGUCAGCGAACAAAACAACAGAAAAAACGGUAUAAAACUAAUAAAUAGCACUUAGCUUAGAAGUAGUAUCCGUGGGCAGCAAAAGAAAUUUCUAUUUAAAAAAAAAAAAAAAAAAGAUCUACGAUUUCAUUAAUGUAAUAUUGAUAGUGAAACUAAAAAAAAAUAAAAAAAAAGAAAAGCAACAAAACAACGAACGUGUCAGCAGAAAGCCUUCGUCAGCGAAAAAAACAACAAAAAAAACGGUAUAAAACUAAUAAAUAGCACUUAGCUUAGAAGUAGUAUCCGUGGGCAGCAAAAGAAAUUUCUAUUUAAAAAAAAAAAAAAAAAAGAUCUACGUUUUCAUUCAUGUAAUAUUGAUAGUGACACUACAAAAAAAUAAUGUUAAAUUUGCACUAAAACCAUGCUUGAGGCUAUUGUCUUUUAAAUAAGGACUGAAUCCUCGCACUUAUAGAUUUAGAUACAUAUAUACGGGGCAUAUAAAUUAAAACAGUAUUAUUUAAAAAAAAAUAAAACAUCCUGUUACAGCUUGCUGUCCUUUUGAAAGGUAAUAAGGGGAGAAACUGCACUCAGGUUGGCAAAAAAGAAAUGGGUAAAACAAAGCAUGGUCAAACCUGAAAAAAAGGAACGCAACAAAACAACGAACGUGUCGGCAGGAAGCCUUCGUUGGCGAACAAACAAAAGAAAAACAGAAUUAAAUUUUAAAAAAUAGCAUCUAGCUGAGAAGUAGUAGACGAGAGGGCAGCAAACGAAUUUUGACAGAAAAUAAGUAUGUGAGAGAUUAAAUACAGAUUAUUUUCUGCCACAAUUCGUUUAAAAAAAAUUUAACUCUGUAUUUUCUAUUGUUUGUUCGCUGACGAAGGCUUCCUGUCGACACGUUCGUUGUUUUGUUGCUAUCCUUGAUAUGUAUCGUGGGAUUUUAAUCUUAAACUCUACAGUAGGAACCUGGGACAGCUCAGGUAAGGUAUUAGUAAAGAAUAUAAUAUCGCGCGCACUACUGGAGAGCGAUCUAGCAAGUUUUUUCGGAGGUGUUCUUUUUGUUUUGGUUGAGUUGGCGUUUUUCUCCUCUCAAAAAUAGAACACAUACUACAACCUAGUUACCACACAUUUCUUUCGUUAUGCAACUCCUCCAGUGAAGAUGCCCAGCUCUUCUCCCACCGACUCUCACCCCAGCAUGACGUGUGAAUCUGGCAACUUGGAAACAUUCCAACAUGACUACCACCCCUGUCAUUUCCUCCACGCGAUUGUUUAAUUUAUUGUAUAUACAGCGACCGAGAUCUGGUGACUUAUGAAUGCUUCAUUUAUUCUGGAGUGGGGGGUGCAUUCACCUAGCAUAGUGUCCAAUAUAGGUAGUAAUCAAGUGUUCAUCAUCAGCAAGAAACUAUUGUACUGUACCCCCACCCCCAGUUUAUUUGCCCCGAAAUAUUUUAAGUGGGCCGACAUUUAUUGUAUAGGGAACUUGUUGAAUCGCACAUAUUUUAUGGCAGCAUUUUCCUGGCAAUUAAGCGAGAGUGACAACCACAAGCGUUGAAAUCGUCCAUUUUAUUUCUUGGGAUUCCCCUGAAUACCUGUCGUCUAAGUGCAUAUAAAAAAUGUAAAAACCGCGCGCUAGCUAUUUUAUGUUACAUACAUUUGGGUGGUUACGCUUGUUUAUUUUAGCGUCCAAUUAUUCACAGAGAGAUUUUGACGACACCCCCCCCCCCCCUUUCCCGGUUAUUGGUUAAAGAUAUAGUCCAAGUGUUAGUGUCAAGUUGAGACGGAUGAUUUGAAUACAGCGUAAAAUUAACUAUUAGCCCAGUUAGUGCUACCAACCAAAGUAUUUGUAAUAUUCUAAGUUGAUUUUAGCUCAGGUUCUAAUUUAUCUUUUGCCUCUAUCUGAAACCCUGGAUAAUUUCAGGAUGCCAUGGCCAUAGGCUAGAAAACAAUUGAAGGGAAAUGCUUUGAUGUCCUGUAAAGUUACAGCUCACACACAGCUGAUAUAAUAACAUGUCAAAAUGUGGAUAAUUUAGCCCUUACAACAUACCGCAGCCAGAACACGGUACUUAUUUGUUUCCAUCAGCGCUAGGAAGAUUAGACUUGCAUUGUCAGCCACAUGCGAGCAAUUUGACCCGAUUCUCAUGUUGUGAAAGCUCAAAGGCUGGGAAGGUAUAUGUGUUUCUGUUGUUUUUUUUUUUCUUCUGGAAAUUACUGUGAGUUGUGAAGAUGUUUGUAUGCCACUUCUGAACUGGACAAUGUAUAAGUAAUUUUCUCACAUAACUUCAAUUCACAGGAGAACUAUAUUGUUUGGUUAAAAUGUAUUAUCAUUUAUCUUUUUUUAAAACCAACCAAUCUUGAAUCAUUGGCAUGGCUUGGGUUAGUAGUGCUGCCCUGGUGUGAACGCCCCCCUCCCCCCUCCGCACCUCCCCCCUUCCUACGCCACGACAACCAACCUGUUUUUCCUCUCAUUUAAUUUAUAAGCUUUGUUUUUCAUUUGUCGUUACAGUGUCGUUUCACCAUUGCAGGGUUGCAUGAAGAUAUUUCAGUUCAGUGUUAACUAUUUUUUUUGAUCGACUAAGAAAGCUAUAUAUGCUAUGAGUAAUUGGCCUUUAAGCGUGUAAACUAAAAAUUUAUACUGCUUUCGAAAUUACCAUUUGUUUUAAUUAUGAAAUUAUAAUUUAUUUAUUUAAUAUUACUGUUGUUAUUUUGAACUUUCUCCUGGCUUCUCUUUAUAUGAAAAUUAAAAAGGGGAAGUAUUUUGAGUUCAUGGGGUGAUGAGUCUUUCUGACACGCAGAGCUUGACAGUGUAAAUUUAGGAACCCGUAUUGACUGCAGGACACCCUCGCCCUCCCCCCCCCCCUUUUUUUUUUCCUGUCAGUACCUACUUAUUAUUAUUUUGUUUAAAAUCUAUUUCUUGAUGAUAUGCUCUUUUUUUAAUUCAGUUAUUCUGUUCAAAUAACAUUGCUGCGAAUCGAGUGUCGCGACAAACGUUAAAAACUACACCAAAGAUAUCUGUAACGUGCAGCCUACACUAAUUUCGUCAGCUGAACAGCCCUGUCAUUAUUAACCCACUUUUUAUCCCCAGACCGCACACAGGCACGUACCCAUAUGCUGGGUGACCGGCGUAGGCCUACAUGCAUUGGGGCUUAGCUUCAUGAGGUCACAAUAUCUCAAUCUUAUGCACUAAAGGUUUCUGCAUUUUUAAGCUUUUGCCCUACGUAAUAUUAUGAAAUGAAAAAAGACGUUAACUGCCUGUGAAUUGCCUAUAUAAAUACGUCAUACUUUGUUGUCUUUUUAGGACCCAGGUCUCGUCAUAUAUUAAGUCAUUAAGACAUCAACCCCAUCCCCACUCUUUUUUUCAGGUUUACGUAAUCAUACCCCUUUCACUGUUCUUUAGGGAAUACUAAAAUGAAAAUGCACCAUUUGAGUUAUAAGGAUUGCUUUAGCAUAGCAGCAGUCUGGUCAUUUGCUUAAAAGCUUGAUGCAGCAUAUAGAUACCCCCACCCCCGGGUAAUCUGAUGGGUAAAAUUUCAAUUAUAUAUGGCAUGAAUAGCAGUUAAAGUGGGUUGGAUUGCAAGACUCCGACAACAGUUUGUGUAUGCGUGAGGCCACCCACCCAACCCCUGCUAGUGACGAGCAUUGUGUCCUUGCUCCCUUACUCACCCAAACCCAAAUUCUAGGCCUUCUGUUCAAAACUAUUGUUACCCCAACCGGAUUUUAUAAACACAUUCAUUGUUAUAGCAUAGCUACUUGAUGGAAUUCACCACGACGUGCAUAUUUUAUAAAGGAAAAAAAGGGGGGUUAUGUUUUGUAGAUUCACUCCUGCUGACACUUAAGACCAAUAUGCACCAAUACUUUUCCGUGCACUUGCAUAUCUAAUCACGUGACACCAUUUUUUCGAAACCUUUCAAGCUUUAAAUUUGUUUGGUGUAGUGUGUUGUAUUUAAAUAUUCCUUUACACUAUGGGAAUUGUCUCAAACCAAAACCACAUCAAAACCGUGAGUGGUUUUCUUGUGUAUUUAUAGCAGCUAGGUUAUGACAUGUAGGCUUAAUUCUGUAAUAAUUUCAUCACAUGCUCAAAAAAAAAAAAAAAGAUUCCUGUUGUAUAUUACACAAUCAUUGAAAGAGGUAAGAUUUUUAGGGAAAUGUCUCAAACCAAAACCAAAACAAAACCGUGAGUGGUUUUCUUGUGUAUUUAAAGCAGCUAGGUUAUGACAUUUAGGCUUAAUUCUGUAAAAAUUUCAACACAUGCUCAAAAAAAAAAAAAAAAAAAAAGAUUCCUGUUGUAUAUUACACAAUCAUUGAGAGUGGUAAGAUUUUUAGUUGCAUGUAGCUCUCAAUGUAUAGCCAAGCGCAGUGGUUUUCAACCUUUUUAGUGCUGCAACCCUUUGAUUACAUAAACAUUUGCCAAGUUGUGGCAUCCCACCACCAGGAUAUUAUAUAAUUAAUAGUUAUUUAUAAAAAAAAAGAAGAAUUUUUACCUCCAGUUUUGUUGUUAUUCUUUAAAAUAUUCAAAGGGCUAAAAGUUUUGUUUUAAAUCUGAAUCGUACAAAGAAAAAUUAAAAUUUAGAAAAUUUCAGUAAACUACCAACUUUAAAAUGGAGGACAAAAAAAAUAAACUAUUUUUUUUUAAUAUGAUAUAAUUUAACAAUUUUAAAAAAUUUAUUAAAUGUAGUUAUAAGACAUCUGUUACUUGACUCUGAAAUACUUAGAAUCCACAAGCUCAGUAAUUCCAAUCCAAUGGGGGAAAAAACAGGAUCAGAUUUGAAAAAAUUAUUUUCAUCUUUUGACCAUGCAGCUGAGACUUUGAAAUUAUAAAUUGGACUGAAUAGUUUAUAAACAAUCAUCAAAUGUGCUGACAGAGGUCUGACAACUGUUAAACUUCACAACCCAAAUCUGUCAUCACAAGUGUGCAAAAUAAAAUUGUGAAACUUCAUUUUGAAUUAGAUUUUUAAUUAAUUUUUACAAAUAUUUCUUUAUUUUUUAUAGAAAUUCUAGUUAAAAAUUUUUUGGCUCUUUGAAUCUUAUUUAUUUUUAUAGUAAACUUGACAACUAAAUAUAUUAGAACUUAGAAAACCAUAAUGUUAUUUAUUUAGCCCAAUGAACAAGUUAGGUGUUUACCUUUUUAAUUAUCUGCUUUACAUGUAUUAUGAGCAUCUCUCUGUCGAUUUAACACUAAGGGAUAUAAUUGUAUUUGCUAGUUAUAUCACUUCUUUUUUUUCAAAAUUCAUUCUUAGUGUAAAUCAUCACCUAUGCCCUUUAACUAAGUCAACUGAAGUGGUUGACAACCAUUUUGACAACAUGUUUAUAUAGUUCUGAAUACUUGACACCAUUAAAACAAUUGUGUUUGUGGGGUACUUAUAGUAAUAAUUUGCCCAGUAGAGUAGUAGCUAGAGUUUUUGACUCCUUUGGUGGUCCUUGAUUGUGUUGCCCCUAAUUAACGAAAACUGCAAUGCAUACAUAAUACGCAUAAUCAAAAUUACCUAUGUAAAGUAUAUUAAAUGCAUCUAAAAGUCCCCCAAAAAUAAGUGACAGGCUUUCCACCCCUCUCUUCCUACCCCCAUGCAUUGGCCAAUAUAUUUACUCCUUUCUAUCACACUUAAGAUGACCAAUUGUAGUGGAUGCUUGAUGCUAAUUUUUGGUUACAGCAACAGUUGCUUUUUUAUUGAAGAGAAAAUGAGAAACAGUAGUUAUUUGUAUAAGAAGAAAUUUAAAACUACUUUAAAACUAAAUUUUGUUUAUAUUUUGCAGCCACCUAGGAUUAUUGAGCAAUAUGACAGUAGUUUUCUCUGAACUAAUAAAACACCUUCAGUAAGCAGACAUGAGUGAACAAGUACAAUUGAUAACCUUUGGAAAGAGGGACCCUAUGUCAUCAUUAGAUCGAUCAGGGGAUGGAAACAAGGUCUUUGCUGAUCCCUGGCAACAGUCUCCUUUGUACAAAAAUGGGUCUGUGGGUAAGUUUUGAGAAGCUUCAUUCAUUAUUUUGAUAUUUACUUAUAUUUACGUUUAAAGAAAGUGUAAAUAUUAAUUAGCCAUGACCCCUCCUUAUUAAACUUAAUAAUAUACUGUGGUAUUUCCUCUUACAUUUAUAUAUUGAAGUAUUUUAUUUCAUAUUUGGCAUGAGAUUUCAAUUAAAAUUUAAAAACCUUGUGUUCGGUUGGCAGAAAUUGUGUUUUUAGGGUUGUCCCUUUGCUUUUGCCCUUUAGAAGUACUGUAAGAGAAUGGCUACUUAAUAUGUUUGGAGAGUGAGAAUAGUAUCACAAAUGAUGCUAUAGCAGGUUUAUGUUUACACACCAAAGAACUAAAUUAAGGAAGAAAAUCCUAAGUAAACAUGUAGUUUGCAUUUUAAAAAAUCCAAGUAAUUGAAAUGGACUGGAUGUAAGUAUCUUUUACACACACUGGGACUUCCAAGCCUAUACUGUUAGCUCUACCCCAGCCCUCCACCUUGGCUUUGUAGGAAUUUAAUGAAUUGAAAUGCUGAUAGCAAAUAAUAACUAAGGAAAAUCUGCUUCAGUGGAGCUUUUUAUGUCGACCAAUGUUGAACCAGCAUGUUUUCCUCAACUUGUUUUUGAUACCCCAUGAUUGUUAUUGCCAGUUUGAGGUUAUUUUUGGCUACAAAGCUGAAGUAAAUCUUGUGGAAAAAGGCUUAUCUAGUGUUUACCCUUGACUAUGGAUUUUAGCCAUAAGUUGAUGUUUUCCAGCAAUAUCAUAUGAACCCAAAAUUUGAAAAUCUAAUAAUUAUUUCUAAUGAUUUCUUGAUAUUUCUUGGGUAACUUCUGAUUGCACAAUUUUCUGAACUUGUAAUUGUGAUAUACCGGUACAAAUAAUUUCCUCUUUUCUUUAUUAUAAAAUAUAAAUAUGAAUUGUUGAAAUUAGGUUGAAACAUUUAAAGUGUAUAUAUUAACAAUUAAAAUUUCUACACUGCUUUUUAUUGCCAGAGAUUAUACAAUUUAUUCAUUGGGUUGUUAGAGCUAGUGUCCUGUUAACUUUUUAACUCCCAAGAAAUGCAGACUGAUUAUCAGAACUAAAGCAACUGCUUUCUUGUCAUUUAUGAUAAAUAAAAACAAAUCAUGCACUUUUAGUGGUCAAUUGAUUGGAAGAAGAAAUAGGACCUCAUGUUCUCCAAGUGAAUGAUAUAUUGAAAAUCAGGUUUUUAAAAUUUUGCUUUGAUUUUCAUUUUAUGUUUUAUCUGGUUCUGUUGUAACUUCUUUCUAUCAAUAUUACAUCAUUUGGCAUAAUUUUGAGCCACCAUGGCCCAGUUUCUAGUAUAUCCAAAAUAAAAAUUUCCCAACUCAAGCAUUUGUUUUUUAACAUUCAUAGUGAGCCUGCUUAUCCCACCUGUGGGGAGAGGUGUUGUGUGGACAUAUAGUUUCCUGGCAUUUCAACACCAACACUUGUGUUUUACAUACUGUUGUCCAGCCAACCACAGAAUAAGCAUACUAUAUCUAUGUAUAUAAGCUUUUCUAUUGAAGAAUAAAAAUAGUUGGCUAGAAUGGUAAAACAACUGAUUGUAAUAUCUUCGUGCCCAAAGUUUGCAUGUUAUUGCAUAAAUGAUUAACAGACCUUUAAAUAAAUUUAUCUUUAACCCUUCACACAGUUUGGCAAGCAGCAGAUAAUAUUUGCAAUAAAAAUCAAUUUUAUUAUCAGCCUUUUCUCUGAUAAUAAAUUUCUUCUCAACUCAGUUCAAAACUAUGCCAAAAGCAUUUACACAUUAAUAUAAAUGCAUUAAAAAUUACAGGGGGAUUUGAAAUAAUGUAAACUUAUUGAAAAGGGAUUAAAAUGUUUCAUAUUUUUGGAUGAUACAGUUAACAAAAAAGAAUGCUUAUCUAUUUGAUUUUGCAUGUAUAGAAAUUCAUUUAUGGGAAUAGAUCUUUACACACUUGGGAGACAAUAUUUUAUACAUGAGUCAAAUUCAUUGAGAACUCAGACCCAUCAUGACCGCCUUUUUGAAGCAAUACAAAUAUCGUAGGUCAAAUAAACAUCAAGCUAAAUUAUGCAUUGAGAAAGGGAUGAGGGCUCCAUGGCUCUAUGAGCAUAAACAAAAGGUGAUCUUGUUGAAUAAUUUUGCAAUUUUACAAAUGUAUAGCAAUACAAGGUUAUGAUAAAAAUAGUUCAGAUCAUCAAACUUAUUUGACAGCAACUUCAUGCACUUCCUGUGAAAAAGCCCCUUAUUUUUUCUUCAUCAGCUUUGAUUUAUUGCGAGACAGAAUAAAUAUCACAUUGCUGUAUUCAUAUUACCUUAUUUCAUUUAGAUUUAUUCAGUUUCUUCACCACACACUUUUUUGCCAAAAUACUGGUUUAUAAAUUUGACUGGCUAUUAAUUUUACUAUCCUGCAAUAAAGGAAAGAGCAAAAAUAAUAAUAAUUGUUGUUGAAUAAGGCAAAAACAUUGGGCUGUAGAUGUAUCAGUGUAUCAAUUGCCAUACACAUACAUAGUUUUAGCAUAUUUAUUCUAUCUUCAGUUUAUCACUGUUUGUCAUGUGUCACCCCUUUGCCCUGAUGGCUUCAAAUAUUUUAUUUUACUCCAGAAUCCUCAGCAUCUGAGCGUGAACGAUUUCUCCCCCCUGUUAAACUUGACCCAGGUUGGGACAGCAUGCCAAACUCAACAGUCGGCAUUAAGAAAAGUUCAACUGUCCAGCAGAUUGAAGAACUGGAGAAAGACCCUCCAAAAGACAGGUGAUUGACUAGUAGACACUAGAAAUGCAGUAUUUUCAAUGCCAUAGAUUGUAAGACAGUAUUUUUAAUGCUAUUGCUGUGCAUGAUCACAUCAUCUUGUUUUAACUAACUAUGCCGGUUAUUAACCCUCUUGAGACAGAACCUUUUUGGGCUGUCUGUACCAAGCAGACAUGCUUUUCACAAGCCCUGCACUUAAUUUUUUUGAAAUGGAUAAAAAUAACCUGUUUAUUUUAUUUAAAAUUAUAUAUAUUCAUAUAGAGAAUUGAAGAGCUAAUGCGAUCUUUAUAAAUCAAACUGAAAUCUCAAAUUUGCAUAAUUUGUGCAUGCAAUUACCUUUGACAUCUUUUAAUCAUCCAAUAAUGGAACUUCAAAAGUCAUUAACUUUUUUGUAAUAUUGGUGCCAAUUUUAUUAUUAAAGUUGCUUUAUUAAGGCUGUUACAAGUUGAAAUACAAGUAUGUGAGGUCAGAAGAACUUGAAGAAGCCUGAAUAUAAUUUUUUAGUGUAGUUCAAAUUUAUCAAACUUGUUUUAUUUUUUCCUUUUUAUUGUGGACUUACAAGUUUUUUUUUACAAUUUGUCUUUAUUCUCAAGGCUUAACAUUGUGUACAUUGUCAUGAUCAUCCAUGGAAUCGCCAUCCUCAUACCAUGGAACAUGUUUAUUAAUGCUAAAGCAGUAAGACAUUUUACUCAGUCUUCUUAAACAUUGUUCUUAUUGUUACAAAAUUUUCAUUUUUGUAACUCUUUGAUCUCUACUUCAAUUUUGAUUCUAUAAUAAUUGUGUGCAACUUGUAGGGCUUGUUGUAUUUACCUUGAUGGUCCUUUAGUGACACAGAUUUGACUCUUGACUGCUAACUAAAGAAACAUUUUUAUUAAAGUAUUUUUAUAUAUUAAAUUAUUGAUACUUAGGAACAUACAUGUGCUUGUUUUAUUAGGCUAAGGUUUGCUUAUAUUUUUUUUUAUCCGUCCACACUAGUAUUUUGAAAACUACAAGCUUCAAAGCAACCAAAGUUCCCCAGCUCUGAUAGAUUACAGGACCAACUUUAUGAGCUACAUAGGGAUGGCAUCACAAUUCCCUAAUUUCCUCAUGAACAUCAUUAAUAUAUUUGUACAGUGCGGAGGGUAAAUUCAAUUUUUAAGAUUUUUGUGUUACCUUUUAGGGAUGAGAAAAGAAGUUAUCCAAAUUUUUUUAUCCCUAAAUUAUGAAUAGUCUAACUAGAGUAGUUGUCUUGUCAAAAUACGCUUGAAACUAAAUUCAUAAAUUAAUGUAUUACUAUCUCCUACAGAAACACGCUUGGCCUGCGAGUUCUUUCAGGCAUCAUCAUUACAGUGAUAAUGUUUGUGCUCACAACAGUUUUAGCCAUGAUUGACUCUUCAGAGUGUAAGUAUAUCUUUAUUUAUGUUGUAUGCCCACUGCUAAACUUUUAUAUGUUUUAGAGUUUAAUUAUUAAAUUAGUUACAAAAAUUCACAUCAGUUAUAAUAAAUUCAUAUCAACGCUUUAAAAAACAUGAAUAUAGUGUUUCUUCAUCUAUCCUGGUUCCUUUUUUGAUGGUCCAAAUGUGUAGCAGAUUUUUAAAAAUGUUUAUAUCUAAUUUUGUAUCAUGGAUUUUCGCUAUAUCGCAGGACUUUGCGGUAUAUAUGUAUUUUCAUAUAUUUAUUAUUUUAAUUAUUUUUGUGGUAAAAUAAAUAUAAGCUAGCAUAAAAAAUAGAAUACAAUAUAAAAAAAUUUAUAAAAUAUUGCUUAAAACAUUUUAAAAGAAUAUAAAGUCAAAAUAGAAUACAUAGUGUACAGCAGAUGAGUAGGGAAAGACUAGCACAUAUGGAAAAUGCAAAGCUAGCAGACUAUUUGCUGAUGGAUGGAUGGGAGGCGACCAACCAGAGCACUAUGUUCUGUACCCUGGGCAGUGAAUGGCUCAGAGACCAUAGCAUCAGUCUCCUUUGUCUUUCGCGUGUAGCAUGCAUUCAUCACCUGGCCUUGUCCAUUUCACAAUGACAUUUGAUCCUUGCGUAUAGUGUUGCUCUGUGGUGUUGUGUUUUUUUGGCGAAAUUCCGUUAAAAAAAUUGAAUUUAUUUCAAGCCCCAUGAUGUCUCCCACACUCUGUGCAUUCUAAGUGUUCUGGCAUCCAUCCCAAGUGGAGGGUUUAUAAAUCCUUAAAAUAUGUAUAAAUAAAAAAUUAAAUAUAAGGUAGCUACUUCACAGAUUUUGGCCUAUUGCCAGGGUUCUGGAACCUAACCCUCACGAUAGACAGGGGAUCUUUGAAUAUCAUAUGUGAAAAGAAAAAGAUAUGCACAAAUGGAUUCCUGUUGUAAUAUUAAAUAGAUGCGUCAUGUCAUGAGAAAUUUCAUUGCAUAAAUUUAGUAUGUCAUAAAUAUAUACAAUGGAACCUUGGUAUGCAUUCACCAUGGAAUGGGUAAAUUGUCUCAAUACUUCACCAUUUGAUAAACGUUUAUCAGUUACAUUAAGCCAUACAUUACCCAGCAUUAUCCCUUUUCUAGCUGGAAACAAAAGACAUCAUUUUGAUUUGAUCUGGCAUAGAGAUAGUGUACUUUCUACGGUAUUUGCAAUUUUAACAUCAUAGGAAAAAUUUCAGGGUAUAGCCAAGAUGAAAAAAAGAGUACAGGUUGUGAAAGGGUUAAAUUUACCAUAAUUCCAUUGGAAAGUGAAUUCAACCUACUUUUUCUUUACUAUCUUCCAGGGCCUGAAAUGUUUUUCUGGAUCACUAUGGGAACAGCCAUAGUAAUUAAUGGUGAGUCCUUUAGUCAACCCAAUUAAGAAAGUGUUAAGCAAAUGAAUGGGAAAUUUCUCAACACAUUCAUUUUUGCAUUAAUUCUGUCUCAGAAGCAUUAAAAUUUUAAUAUUACACAAUAAACAUUAUUGAAAGAUUGUUUUAUAAAACUGAGGUAAAUUUGACUUCAUAGAUUACUAGCAAGCCAUUGACAAAACAAGUAUCUUGAAAUCUAAACACAAUUACAUAAUUAAGGAUUUUCUGCCAAGCUGAUUUUAAAAUAUAUAAGGAUUAAAAAUGUAUCAGUAAUUAGAUUAACAAAUGCUGUAUUAUCAUUGUGUUCAUGUUUCAACAGCUGCUGUUGGGAUCUAUCAGAACAGCAUGUAUGGCUUAGCAGCUAGUCUGCCUAUGAAAUACACUAAUGCCAUUAUUUUUGGGAAUGUGAGUUUGCUAAUCUUAGAAUCAGUUAUAUUCAUAUAUUAUGUGUUUACCAUUCCUCAUAUGGUAACUCAAAUGUGCCUUAAAAACCAUCAUAUUGUUAAGCAAUCAUCAAAGACUCUCAUGAUUUUUCCCAGUUGCCAUCUGCAAAAUUCAACCCACUUAAACCUUAUUUAAACUUUGUUUUAAAAUUAAUUUUAAAAUAGAGAAAAAAAUUAUCCUCUUUUUAUACUGUUAGGCCCUGAUUAAAGCCCUUAUAUAUAAAUUGAAAAUAAAUAAACUAAUAUAAAAAAAAAUAACUUUUUGUUUUUAUAGGCAAGUUUAGAGAAUGUGGACUUAAGUUUAUCAUGACUUGAACUUUGCAAGGUGAUAAUCAGAUUUCAUUUUGAAUGAAACUCAUAUUUUUCAGAUCUUUAGAAUUGCCUUAGUCAUAGAAUAAGUUAAUUGUAAUAUUAUUUCAGAAUAUAUCUGGCACACUGGUGGCUCUCACUAAUAUUAUUGUACUUGCAUGUGAGUAUGGACACAAAUUUAAAGCAUUGAAGAACCAAUAUGAAAUAAUUUUCAAAUAUUUUGUCAAGGACUCAGUGAAUUUUAAAAAAAUAACCAUUACAAAAAAAACAACUUGUCUUUUGAACAGUUUUUUUUUUUUUCAAACCUUUUUCUAUUGGUCCCCCCCCCCCCCCCCCCCUUCUUUAAAUUCAUUAAUACAUAAGCUAAGUAAAUUGUUCCAGUUUGUAAUGAGAUAAGAUUUGAAGUUAGUUUUAAAAAAAUGUUUUUACAUUAUGAUAAAACCAUUUGACUACUUGUUUGUAUUAUUUCUAUUUCAGUGUCUCCAGGAAAAAAAACAUCAGCCAUUUACUAUUUUGUGGUGGCAAUUAUUAUUCUAAUGUUAGCUUUUGAUGCCUAUUUUAUCACUGGACACACAGUAAGUACACCUAUUAGCUUGAAAAAUGUCGACUCAUCGAUAUGAGCUAGUGAAUGUAUGUAGACAGCUGUAUGGCCUGCUUAAAUGAACCAUUAUUUAAUUCCAAGUUUAGACAGAAAAUAGCUACAAGGAUAGAAAAUUAUGAGGCUGUAAUAUUUUUAAAAAUCAUUAAAUUUCAGAAAUUCUAUCGCCAUUAUUGUAAGCUCACCGAACUGAAGAAGCAGGAAUAUCAUGAGAAAAAUGCCAACAGUCGUGAUCCAUUUUAUAAAUUGCUCUUUAGAAGCUUUGGCAGAGUUUUCACAAAGGUAGGUGGUUAGUGCUGUUAUUUUUUAAGUGUUAACCUCUAAAAGUUGUUGGUUGAAAUGUUGAUUACCAGUACAGUUUUGUGCACCAAAUUAUAUUAUUGAGGAACAUCUCUUAGAAAGGGCCUUUUUUCCAAAGAGUGCGUUUAAAUUGGUAAUAUCAAAGCAUAUAUAAACUUGAAUGGCUAUACACCACACUGUGAUGAUAGAAUUCAAAUCUACACUUACAAUCUACACUGUGGCAAAAGGGCCUACUACUACUCUUAUGUAAUAUCAGAACAUACAUUAACUACUUUAUAUUGUAAUACAACACACUGUAACAGUAGAAUUAAAAUUAACACUGUGGCAGAGAGACCUAAUACUACAAUGUUUAUGUAAUAUCACAGCAUACUAUGUAAAGUAAAUUUGUAAUAGAGCGCACUGGCUGUAGAAUUCAAAUUUAGACUUAUAAUAUAUACUCCAAUAUAAAGCCUACUAUAUUUAUGUAUUAUUUCUAUAUUCAAUUGCAAUUAAAACUUGUUUAUUUUUUAUUCAAUUUAGAUCUAUCACCUUAUGUUUGGAGUUUGGUUUACAUUUUUUAUCACAUUGUUACUAUUUCCUACUGUAAUGAGUGACAUUAAACCAUUGGAGAUUGACAUGGAUGGUAGGUAUCAUUAGUUCACUAAUUUUUGUCAAAUAUUUGGGGUUUUAGAAAAAUCUCUUAUCUUUAAAAUGAUCCAUGUGUACAAGUGGUUCACAACCCAAGCAAAUGUUGCACUUACCUCUAUUGUAAUGAAAUGUUUUGAGAAAAUAAUUCUGAAUGAAGUACUGCAAAAACUUGACCCCCACCAAUUUGCUUACAAACCUGCCAGAAAUACGGAGGAUGCAAUCUUACUAUUGUUGGAGAGACUUUACCAUCACCUAGACAGUCCUAAAACAUAUGCCAGAGUGCUUUUCUUAGACUUCUCAUCAGCAUUUAACACUAUCCAACCACACCUUAUGAUAAAGAAACUUUCCUCGCUAGGUGUCAAUUUAAAUAUUCAGGCUUGGAUACUGAACUUUUUAACAAAUGGACCUCUAUAUGUCAAAGUAAAUGACCAAUUAUCUCUAACCAGAGAAAUAAGCACCGGGGCACCACAAGGCUGCGUUCUCUCUCCUUUACUGUAUACAAUAUAUACCGGUACCAAUGAUAUUCAAAGCUCAAGCGACACCGUUCCAAUAUUAAAAUUUACUCAUGAUACCCCCAUUGUUGGCUUAAUAUCUGAAGGAGAAGGCCUAUACCGCACUUUAGUUACAAGCUUUAUCAAUUGGUGCAAUGAAAAUUUUCUCCAGUUGAAUGUCCCAAAAACAAAGGAAAUGGUUGUUGAUUUAAGGAGGGGGAAACACCAGAUUACAGAUCUCAGUGUAGAAAAAGUGGAGGCAUACAAGUACUUAGGUGUCACGAUUAAUAGUAAGCUAACAUGGCAUGAGCACGGCCAAAUGCUGCAUAAGAAAUUCAACCAAAGACUGUUCUACCUCAAAAAACUGUACAAUUUCGGCAUAAACAAGCAAGUCGUUAACUUAUUCUACAGUGCAACAAUUGGAAGCCUACUUAAUUUCAGUAUUACCUGCUGGUGUGGGACUCAACAUCUGAUAUUAAGCACCACAUAAACUGACUAAUCAAGAAAGCUAGGAACAUAACAAGCUAAACAUCCUUCACUUGAAGAACUAUUUGAAGAAAGAUGUUUUUGUAAAACUAAACACAUUUUGGAUGAUACAUCCCACCCUCUUCAUCAUAAAUGCUUAGGAUCGGGCCGUUCGGGACAAAUUAUUUCCAUCAGGGCGAGGACUGAAAGAUAUAAAAAUUCUUUUGUUCCCCAAUUUGUACUAUUUACCCGCGUGCUCCCUGAGAAGUCACACAUCUUAAUGAGAACUAAUAAGUCCCCGAUUGGUUGUUUGAAAUAAUUUAUUAUAAAUGUCUUGUGUUCAAAUUGUUUUAUUUGCGUGCUGAAAAUGUAUAAUGCAAUCAAAAAACAUUUCCAUUUAUUUGGAUCAACAAAAGAAUCUUAUCUUAUAUUAAAGAGCUUAUAACAGUUUAUUUUUACAUAUGCAGUAAUUUUAAAAUUGAUAAUAGUAUCUUUGAUAUUUAAAAGACACUAUUUAAUUGGUGAGAUAGAUUAGAUUUAGAACCUGCUAGAUUUGCUCUUCAUUGCAAGAAUAAUUUAGAUGAUUUAUGGCACCAAUGGGCUGUAAAACAUUUAAGAACCACUGCAAUAGACAAUGCUGGACCACUAAAAUUAAUAAUUUGAUUUUUAUUUGUUUUUCAUCAGGUGAAUAUUGGACUGCAAUCUUCUGCUUCUUGUUCUUCAAUCUGUUUGCUACAUUUGGAAAUUUGACGACUGAGUUUAUCAGAUGGGUAAGAAGUAGAAUUGUCCAUUGGGGCUAACACUGCAUUUCCCUUUAACACUGACAAUUUUAUAGAGGGUACAACUACAAGAAAUAUUGUGUGUGGGUACAAAAAAAAAAUGGUUGUUAUCCAAUUUCAGGGGGGGUGGGGGGUGUUAUUAUUUUAAUUACAUUUAAUUGUACUUGUGAUAAUUAAAUAGGAUAUAUUGACCUGAUUUUUAAUUAUUUUUUUAGCCCAGUCACAGAUGGAUUAUUGUGCUGGUCCUCUUGCGGGUUUUCUUUAUUCCUUUAAUGGUUCUGGGCAACUUUCGUCCUGAGACAAGAUCCUGGGCAGUGUUAAUCCCAUAUGAUGGUGUCUUCAUUGCCACAGCUGUUCUUUUUUCCUUCUCAAGUGGAUAUUGUAGUAGUUUAACAAUGAUGUAUGCUCCCAAGUAAGUAGUAUUUUUAAAUUAUUAUUAUUUUUAAUAUUUUUUUUAAAAAGUAAAUUUUAUUUAGUUUCACAUAAUGUUUGCACCUUCAAAGGUAUUUAACCAUAUUUUAAUUACUCUUGAUAAAAAAACAACUUUUAUUCUAAAUUUACCUGGAAUUGUUGUUUUUUCCCUUAGGUGUGUUGAACACAAUGAUGCGCCAAUUGCUGGCAUGAUAAUGGCCUUAUCUCUUGUGUUUGGCAUUUUGUGUGGCAUCAACUGUUCAAGGAUUUGGGGGUUUGUCAUUUGAUCAGGUUGAUCAAGGACCACAGGAAAGAUGAAAUUAAAGUAUUUUCUCUUUACUCCAAGCUAAUCUUAAACAUUAAAGUAGGUAGCAAACUUUGUUUACUCCCAAAAAGUUUUAAUUUCACAAAAGGUGACUUUGUUCUGUGUUGAGCUGUUUUAAAACUACAAUUCAAUCAGCUGUCUAUGGAUGAAUUAUACUUAUAGGCCCAACAAAUAUAAUAGUUUGACAUCAGGAUUUAAAAGUUAACAAUUAUGUGUUCAGAUUGGUUAUGAUAGAAAUGAUUUCUCAGCUCAACAUAAGACAGCUUUAAAAUGUGUUACUUUUGCUUGUAACCAUCUUUGGAUGCCAUGAUUUGUCCUUUUUUUUUUUUACUUGAAGACAACUGAUUAACACUAUGGCAUUUUUUACAAUUUUUAUUUGUUUAAUGUUACUCUGCAUCAUUUUCUUGUGCCAGUCUAUCUUGUUGAGGCUGUCCUAUAAACAAUUAUCUGAACUAUCCCCCGUGUCAUUGCCAAUCCUUGAUUUAUCUUUAUGUAAAUGGUCAUGACUAUUUUAAUGUCGGUUGUUUCACUACUUCAGCCAGCAUUAAUGUUGAACAGAAGAGUUCUUCUGGGUUUUCCAUCAGGUCUUCUUGAAUUCUGGUUGUUUGUGUGAUACUACUGGUGAAUUCUGAACAUUGAUUAUGUUUUUCAAAAUUAGUUUUUGCUACUCCAGCCCAGGCUUUUGGCAUGUAAUCUUAAUAGGGC
This is a messenger RNA of Lymnaea stagnalis (great pond snail), 26841 nucleotides long. Lineage: Eukaryota; Metazoa; Mollusca; Gastropoda; Lymnaeidae. The record is from the annotation of a GenBank genome assembly.